This is a messenger RNA of Closterium sp. NIES-65, 1002 nucleotides long. Lineage: Eukaryota; Viridiplantae; Streptophyta; Zygnematophyceae; Desmidiales; Closteriaceae. The record is from the annotation of a GenBank genome assembly.
AUGAUGCAGAAGCUUCACAAGCUCGCAAAACUUUCGAAGCGCACGUCCAUGUUUGACGAUCCAACGGUCGAGAUUCAGAAUCUGUCGGCGCUCAUCUCGCAAGACCUCUCCGCGCUUGAAGCCGCGAUUUCCGGCCUACAAGCGUUUUGCGCAGCGCAGGCGGGACCGGCGGCGGGGAACGCGGCGAGCUCGGCGGGAGCGGAUGCCGCAACGCGGCAGCGCAUCGACCUGGGAAUGGCGGUGGUGGAGAGCCUGCGAGAGCGGCUCGCGAAGGCAGGGGAGGAGUUUAAAGACGUCCUCGCGUCGCGAUCAGAGGCCCUAAAAGUGAGCGAGAACCGGCGACAGCUCUUCUCCGCUACAGCCGCCACGGGCCAGAGCGCUACAGCCUGGCACAGCAAGCGCCCCGUGGUAGGAGCCGGCACCGCGCUCCUCCCCACCACCUCCUCCUCCUCCCUCUCCUCCCUCUCCCUCGCCUCCUCCCCCUCCGGCUCCCCCUCCUCCUCCCCCUCCUCCACCCUCCCGGUCUACAACCCCUUCGGCCGAGCCACCCCUGCAGCCACCGCCAGCAACAGCCACACCGGGUACACUCCCAGCAAGAGCAACGUUAACGUUAACGGUAACGGUAACAGCUUGUUACCGACGUACUGCACGUCUGCUUCGGGAAGCAGCGUGCAGCAGGCAGCAGUGGCGAGCGAGCAGCACGCAGUGGUGCUGCAGCAGGUGGAGAGCAGUAUGGGCGAGCUGACUGCUGUGUUCCGGGACCUGGCGAAUACGGUGGCGCAGCAAGGCGGCGCGCAGGGCGCGCAUGUGAAGGGGGAAGGCGCUGCUGACCUGGCCAUCUGCAUUGACGACGGGCUGUCAGAGUCGCUGCUGCAGAUGCAGCAGACGCACGGUAUGCUGCUGCAGCAGUUGGACAUCGCACACUCGCACCGCCCCCUGAUCAUCAAAUCCUUCCUCACGCUCGCCUCCUUCCUCUUCCUCCUCUUCGCCUUCUCCGCCUGA